This is a messenger RNA of Centruroides sculpturatus (bark scorpion), 2169 nucleotides long. RefSeq names its product patched domain-containing protein 3-like. The transcript is spliced from 3 exons. The record is from RefSeq and is a predicted model, not a curated record. NCBI's taxonomy places the organism in Eukaryota, Metazoa, Arthropoda, Arachnida, Scorpiones, Buthidae. Bases 1 to 2169 code for a protein of 722 amino acids. Gene Ontology annotation, cellular component: membrane.
AUGACAUUAGAAACUGAUGAUAAAUUAAUACAAUAUCACGAUUUUUGCGUACUUAUGCACAAAAAAUGCUCCGAAAAUCCUAUUAUUGAAGUGAUAUCAGAAGUGGGAAUAGAUUCCAUACUACAAAAGAGAAAGAAGCUGAAGUAUCCAAUGGAUAUAGAUUUGUUGUCUUUCACUUAUAAAGCCUAUUUUGUAAAUUUAGGAGGUGUUACUGAAGAUAAUCUUAACUUUGUCGAAAAAGUAAAUGUCAUUAGGCUACUUUACACCACUGAUGAAAAAAAUGAAGUAAAAAACACGCUUUUCCUAAAAUGGUCGGCUCAUGUUUACGAAAUGAUUCAAAAAUAUAAUUUUACACAUAUUAGGGUUUUGCCAAAUUCCGUGUUGGAAGUAGAACAAGGAUUUCAAAAAGAGUUUAAUGAAACGAAACCCAAAAUAGGAUGUUUGGUUGCGAUAAUGAUUGUACUUUCGAUAUUUCUUAAUAUGAGCAAUAGCUGGGGUAGAAGCAAACCUCUUCUUGGAUUAGCAAGUGUAAUCAAUGCUGGUUUGGCUGUUGUAACGUCUUUUGGAUUAAUGGCUGCAUCGGGUGUAGAAAAUACUCACUGGAAUACUACGAUCCCUUUUUUAGUUCUUGUGACCGAAAUAGACGAUGCUUUCGUAUUAGUAUCAUGUUGGAGGAUCUCUAAUCCUAAACAUUCAGUUGAGAAACGCAUGGAGGCAACAUAUGGAGAAGCAGGAGUUUCCAUCACACUCACAUCACUGACUAAUUUUCUUUCUUAUUGCAUCGGGAUGAUGGCUCCAUUUCCUUUUAUUCGGAUAUUCAGUUAUUAUACUGCAACUUGCAUAAUGUUCAAUUUCCUAUAUCAGAUAACUUUUUUUGGAGGAUGUUUGGCAUUGAGUGGAUACAGAGAAGAAAAGGAUUUUCGUUCUGCAAAAUUUGUUAGUGAACAAAGUGAUGAAUAUCGUGAAGAAGAUGAUAACACCGAAGAAGAAGAAUUUACUAUGGCAGUUUUCAGAGAUUUAUUAGGAAACGUACUUUCAAAUAAUUUGGUGAAGAUAGUUGUUAUUAUAGUUUAUAUUAUUAAUUUAUCACUUGGAAUUCGAGAAAUCUUUUACAUUCAGCAUGGUAUAAAAUAUGAAAAUUUAUUUCCAGAAAAUUCCCUAAUUGCACAAGGCUUUAGAAUACAUUACAAAUAUUUUACGAGUUAUGCUUUUCCUUUUCAGAUAAUUAUUAAUAAAACAUUAGAUUACUCAGAUAUAAAGGUACAAAUAUCGAUAGAAAAUCUGUUGAAUAAAUUAGAAAAACAUCCAAAUGUUGCUAAGGGAGAAUUUACUGUAUCAUGGUUGAAAUUCUACAAAGAAUUUCAAAAAAGUCCCGUAGCAAAAUUCUCAUUGCAGGGUUACAAUAUGUCAAAUAAGCAAGACUUUAUUGAUGGUCUUCACAAUGUAUUUUUUCACAUUAGAGCUGCCCAGUCACUGUCUAAUGACGUUGUCUUUAAUAGCAACAAUACUGACAUCAUAUACAGUAGAUUUUUUAUUAUGGGAAAAGAUUUAAAUUCAUCGCAGACAGAAAGAGACACAUUAAGAGAUUUAUUAAAAAUUGCUGACGAAUCCGAAACUCCUGUGCUGGUGCAUUGUUUAAAAUCAGGUCUAAUUGAACAAGGGAUUAUUAUUGGUCAAAUGAUUCACCAAUUGUUUUGGAUCACUGCUGUUCUAAUAACAGGAGUUUUUCUAUUGUUCGUACCGAAUUUAUUAGUCGCAAUUCUUGUUGCGAUUUCAGUUGUUUCUUCAAUGGUAGAAACCUUAGGUUAUAUGUCCUUAUGGGGCGUCAAUCUCGAUAUUAUAUCAACGAUGAGUCUAAUUCUGUGUGUGGGAUUCAGCGUGAAUUAUCCGGCUCAUAUUUCGUAUGCUUAUGUCAUGUCACGAAACAAGACACCAAACGAAAAAUUAAAAGAUUCUCUGUAUCGUAUAGGCUUUCCCAUACUUCAGGGAUCAUUGACCACGGGAUUAGGAAUAUUGAUUUUAUAUUCUGAUGUGUAUUUUCUUACCACAUUUGCGAAAAUUGUAAUUCUUGUUUCUAUAGAGACAGCUUUUCAUGCAAUAUUUUUUAUUCCUGUUGUCCUUUCUCUCAUCUACGUUAUUUUCGAAAAGAUAAAGUUAACUUUUUGUUAA